AUUUUCUUCACGCUCCGAUCGAACCCUAACGUCUGAUCAGUAGCUCUCACCUCUCGCUUUCGUGAAGAUUUUCUCUCGGAUCUCUGUCGAUAGGAGAUCAGAGCAGAGGCGCCAUGUUGGGUGUUGUAAGACGGAAAGUUUCGUCAGCUUCGGCGUACUGGAAAUGCUUGUAUAAACACAAGCCCCUGUCAACACCACGAGCUCGUGCAGCUAUGCCGGAAGAGAUUGCACAUUACACCAGGGGCUUUGGCAAUGCUCGGACUACUUCUCACCCUUCUUUGGCUGGACACAUGACGCUCUCUAUGCAACCAAAGAGGGAAUUCUUGAUCAACCUUCGGCAUGAUGUCAAUUUGCAGAUAUGGAGCAGGGCGUACAGUUCGAAUUCUGAUGGUGAUCUUGUUGAAGCUGUGGUCCCUCAUAUGGGUGAAUCUAUAACUGAUGGCACAUUAGCGACAUUUUUGAAAAAACCUGGGGACAGAGUAGCAGUUGAUGAGCCAAUUGCUCAAGUAGAAACAGACAAGGUUACCAUUGAUGUUAACAGCCCUGAAGCAGGUGUAAUCCAAGAGUUGAUAGCUAAAGAGGGAGAUACUGUGGAGCCUGGCACCAAGAUCGCUACUAUAUCAAAAUCUGAUGAAGGUGCAGCUCCUGCCUCACCUUCUGAUAAGAAACCAUCUGAAAAAUCUCCACCACUGUCUUCUUCCCCUGUUGAAGAGAAACAGGAGAAACCAGUGGCCAGAGUUGAGAAAGCCCCAGUAACAGAAAUGACGAAGGGAAGUUCUUCCCCUCCCAAAACACCAUCUACAGAACCUCGGUUGCCUCCUAAAGAAAGAGAAAGACGUGUUCCUAUGACAAGACUUAGGAAACGAGUUGCAACUCGAUUAAAAGAUUCUCAAAACACAUUUGCUUUGUUGACGACAUUCAAUGAAGUAGACAUGACCAACUUGAUGAAACUCCGUUCUGACUACAAGGAUACAUUUGUUGAAAAACAUGGAGUGAAGUUGGGAUUGAUGUCUGGAUUCGUAAAAGCAGCUGUCAGUGCUCUUCAGAAGCAGCCGAUAGUGAAUGCCGUUAUUGACGGUGAAGACAUAAUCUACAGAGACUACAUAGAUAUUAGCAUAGCUGUCGGCACCGGCAAGGGUCUCGUGGUUCCUGUCCUGCGCAAUGCGGAGAAGAUGAAUUUUGCGGAGGUUGAGAAAGAAAUCAACAAUCUUGCAAGCAAGGCCAAUGACGGGAGCAUAUCGAUAGAUGAAAUGAGCGGGGGAACAUUUACCAUAUCCAACGGUGGUGUAUAUGGAAGUCUUAUCAGCACCCCCAUCAUCAAUCCUCCUCAGUCUGCAAUCCUGGGGAUGCACUCAAUUGUGAAUCGGGCGAUGGUGGUGAGAGGCGAGAUGGUGGCGAGGCCGAUGAUGUACAUUGCACUGACGUACGAUCAUAGGCUGAUUGACGGAAGAGAGGCAGUGUUUUUCUUGAGAAGGAUCAAAGAUGUGGUGGAAGAUCCUCGAAGGCUGCUGUUGGACGUAUGAUCAAAGGUGAAGAAAAGAUGCUUUGAUAUUUCUUCCACAAGGUCAGACUUUGAUUUCAUUUAUUGUUGAUGCUGCUCACAAGCUCCCCAAAUGUCCUUUCUGUUUUUUAUUUUGUUUUGGUUUUGGUUUUGAUUUUGUUGGUUCGUUGGCUCGCUGAUUGAUAGAGAUAUUUUUGAAGGACUGCUGUUAUAGUGGAUUUGUUUAUUCAAUGUUUUUGCAUAACACGGUUUCUCAUAAAUGUUAUUUAAAAAAUAUAAUGUACACACAU
Messenger RNA from Andrographis paniculata, 1791 nucleotides. RefSeq names its product dihydrolipoyllysine-residue succinyltransferase component of 2-oxoglutarate dehydrogenase complex 2, mitochondrial-like. The transcript is spliced from 15 exons. Gene Ontology annotation, molecular function: dihydrolipoyllysine-residue succinyltransferase activity. Gene Ontology annotation, cellular component: oxoglutarate dehydrogenase complex. The record is from RefSeq and is a predicted model, not a curated record. Gene Ontology annotation, biological process: tricarboxylic acid cycle. Bases 114 to 1523 code for a protein of 469 amino acids. Lineage: Eukaryota; Viridiplantae; Streptophyta; Magnoliopsida; Lamiales; Acanthaceae.